AUGGCCACAGCGAGCGAAAAAGCCAGCCACGGCCCUUUGCCAAAGACACAGCCACCAGAUGACAGAAACAGUACUACGGUGAGACCGUGGAUAGGAUACCUUGGACGCGCCUUUCUGUUUAUAUUCGCAGCCUCAACACUUGCCGCUAGUCUCUUGCAGAGGUAUUACCAUGACGCGGCUUCCGUCCGCUCAGUUUCAAAGACGCACUGCUACGCCAGCGUACAGACCCUGCACGGUGACCAGCCUGUCGCGCAGUGCUUCACCGUGGCUAGCGGCCUCUUUACUGACGUCACGGAGCAGCAGCAAACCGCGUUCGACGAGGCCGAGCUGAAACGUCGAGCUGAGGAUGGCGGCGCUGUAACUGGACAUGUGAUCCCUGGUCUCUGGGAUGGUCACGGCCACUUGAUUGAGCACGGCGAGAUGCUGACGCAGGUCGAUCUCUUCGGUGCCACGACGCUCGACGAGUUGCGCAGGCGGCUAAGGGAGCACAUCGCUGAGCAUCCGGAGUCAGGCACCAAGGAACGCUGGCUGCGAGGCAUGGGCUGGGACCAGACCGACUUUGGGCGCAUGCCGACUGCUGCCGACCUUGACGAGGACCCUGCGCUCCGCGGCAUCUACCUGUUCGUCGACCGCAUCGACGGGCAUUGCUCGCUCGUCUCGCACGCCGUACUCGACCUGCUGCCCACCCCGGUCCCGGACGUGCCCGGUGGCGAGGUCGUGCGCGACCCGGGCCCGGGCGUCUUUUGCGACAACGCCCUGGGCAUGAUCCUCGCGCGCUAUCCCCGGCCGGACGACGAGACGCGCGCCGCGUACGUCGCCGCGGCCAUGCGCCAUCUCAGCUCCGUCGGCAUCGUCGGCGUGCACAACGCUGGCACCGAUCCGGACAGCCUGCGCCUGCUCGGUCGCCUCGUCGGCGGCGACGACUGGACGGUGCGCAUGUACGCCAUGCGUGAAUGCGCCGCGCGCAACACGUUUUGCCCCGCGGACGCGACAAAGAUUGAGCGGGAAGAUGGGCUCUUGGACGUUCGCAGUGUCAAGCUUUUUGCAGACGGUGCGCUCGGGAGCUGGGGCGCCGCCAUGCUCGAGCCCUACACGGACGACCCCACCACCUCCGGCUUCCUCCUCAUUAACGAGACAGCCCUCGCCGCCAUCACGCGGCAGUGGGCCGCCGCCGGCUUCCAGGUCAACAUCCACGCCAUCGGCGACCGCGCCAACCGCGCCGCCCUCGACGCCUUCGAGGCCGCCCUCCGCGACGAGUGCGGCGGCGACGGAUCCGCAGCCGGCCUGGAAACGUGCGCGCACGACCGCCGCUUCCGCCUGGAACACGCGCAGAUCAUCGCGCCCGAGGACCAACCGCGCCUGCGGGCCCUGCGCGUCGUCCCCUCGAUCCAGCCCACGCACGCCACCUCGGACAUGCGGUACGCCACCGCGCGCCUCGGCGAGACUCGCGCCCGCACCGCUGCGUACCGCAUGCGCUCCUUCCUGGACCUGCACCCGGUGCUGGGUAGCGACUUUCCGGUAGAGCCGCCGAACCCGUUCCGCGGCAUGUACGCGGCCGUGACGCGCAAGAGUCCCGCGACGGGACGCGGUGGCGGAGCCGACGACGACGACGGGUGGCACGCGGAGGAGGCGCUGACGCUGGAGCAGGCGCUGUGGGGGUUCACGGGGGCGCCGGCGCGUGGGGCGUUCCUGGAGGGUAAGGCGGGCCAGAUCCGCGAGGGCGCGUACGCGGACUGGGUGGUCCUGGACGAGCCGCUCGGCGGGGAUGGAUUUGAUGUGGAGAGUCUGCGCUCGCUGCGGGUAAGGGAGACGUGGGUAGCGGGGAGAAGGGUGUAUAGAAGAGAAGAUGAUUAA
Cordyceps fumosorosea ARSEF 2679 is the source of this 1854-nucleotide messenger RNA. Its product is annotated as amidohydrolase 3. NCBI's taxonomy places the organism in Eukaryota, Fungi, Ascomycota, Sordariomycetes, Hypocreales, Cordycipitaceae. The transcript is spliced from 3 exons. The record is from RefSeq and is a predicted model, not a curated record. Gene Ontology annotation, molecular function: hydrolase activity, acting on carbon-nitrogen (but not peptide) bonds. The coding region runs from base 1 to 1854 and encodes 617 amino acids.